This is a messenger RNA of Saccostrea cuccullata (small rock oyster), 447 nucleotides long. RefSeq names its product ryncolin-1-like. Lineage: Eukaryota; Metazoa; Mollusca; Bivalvia; Ostreida; Ostreidae. The transcript is spliced from 3 exons. The coding region runs from base 1 to 447 and encodes 148 amino acids. The record is from RefSeq and is a predicted model, not a curated record.
AUGGGGGUUUUGGGGGCUAAGCCAAAAGAAAAAGGGAAUGACGCAAUCUACGCCCUAACAAAGGAUAAAAACCAAGAACUCCGAAUUGAUCUCCAGAGACAUAACGGAGAACAGACCUAUACUGUGUAUACCACAUUUUACAUCGGGGAUGAAAACAAUAAGUAUACUCUGACAGUAUCUGGAUACAACGGAAUAGGGGGUGACAGUUUAUCGUAUAACAAUGGAAUGAAAUUUACUACAAAAGAUCAGGACAAUGACUGGAGUGGUGGUAACUGUGGUGUAUCAUAUUACGGAGGGUGGUGGUACAAGGACUGUGCCCUUGGGAAUCUAAACGGACUGUACGGACAGUCUGGGGUGUAUGGUUGGCAAUACAUGACAUGGUAUUACUAUGCAGCAACAACUGAGACAUUUAAACAGACUUCGAUGAUGGUUAGAAACAAAAACUAG